UAGGUAAAAUGAGGUACCCCAUGUAUAUUGAUGCUCUUCGUCGAGGACUAAACUUUACAAUGAGAACAGAAUCACCGUGGAAUUAAUCAUGGGGUUGACCACAAUAAAGAGAGUGAAAUCCAUGCGGAGUUGAUUUUGGGAUUAACCACAAUAAAGUGAGCAAAGUGAUGGGAUUAAUAGCAAUAAAAGGAGCCAAAUCAGUGAGGGAUUAUAAGCAAUAAACGGAUCGAAAUCAUCAUGGGAUUAAAGGCAAUUGAAAUCAGCCACAAGAUUAGGAUCGGAUGGCUAUGACGUCGUUUGGUACCGUCCCUAAAAUCAGCGCCUAUGGGUCCACCAAGAAAGCAGCCGCAACAACUUAUAAAAGGUCGAACUAAAGGGCAUCAUCAGCAUCUCAUUUCUAAUCUUGUUCUCUUCGGUUCAAGGUCUUCGGAGGUUGGGCCUGCUACAUGCAAAUCAAUGGCCUGCAAUCAAACGGGGCCGAUUAUGAAUCAAGGACAUGGGGAAACUAGUUAUGCCCACAACUCUAGUAUUCAGAACGCUGAGCAGAAGAAGAUGAAAGCCCUGAUUGAAGCGGUCAUCGUAGAACUAUGCAGCAACACCGGCACCUUGCUGUCCGGAAAGAUGGUGAUCGCGGACUUGGGCUGCUCCACUGGUCCAAACGCGCUUGCACUGGUGUCGGUUGCUAUUGAGGCAAUCCACUCUCACUGUCUUCAGUUCCAGCAACCACCACCAGAAGUCUCUGUGUUCCUUAACGAUCUUCCUGAGAAUGACUUCAACACGGUGGUGAAGAGCCUCGUCACUCUCCGUCAAAGCAACGAUCCUGUUGUCGUGACCGGUAUCACACCAGGAUCGUUUUAUGAGCGGCUCUUCACUAGUGAAUCUGUGCAUCUUGUUUGCUCGUCCAAUAGCUUGCAUUGGCUCUCGAAGGCUCCAGAAGAACUAACAAGGAAUCUCAUCCCAGCAUAUGACAUUGAUGAGCAUUCCAGGCAUGAAAGGCUUCCUAUAGUGCUCGGGGCCUAUACAGAACAGUUCAGGAAGGAUUUCACACUUUUUCUGGAGCUGAGAGCCAAAGAGUUGGUCUCAGGAGGUCGUAUUAUUAUUUCACUACUAGGGAGGUGUUCUAAUGUACUCGACAAAAAAUUCCCUUACCUUUUAGAAAUUGUUUCCCAGAUUCUAUGUGUCAUGGUCUCGGAGGGUGUGAUUGAUAAAGAGAAGUUUGAUUCUUUCUAUGGGCUAAUGUAUGAACCUUCCGACGAAGAACUAAGAGAGAUCAUCCAAGAAGAGGGCUCCUUUUCAAUCAGAGAGAUGCGGGAAAAUGAUCCUAGAACCAAUAUGAAAGCUACACUCAACACACCACACAAGUUCGCAAUGUUUUUGAGAUCUUUGUUUGAGCCAGUAUUAGUCCAACAUUUUGGAUAUGUUAUGGAUGAAUUCGUGAGGACCGCGGAGCGGCGGUAUAUCCAUGAGGGAAGCUUCCAAGACGAGCUUGCCAGAUGCCCUUAUGUUAUGUUGGUUGUAUCCCUUGCAAAGGCUUGAUUAUCAUGUACUUAAAGGUACAUCACAUUUGACAAUGGUGAAUCUCAUGCUUUCUUCCAGGCCAAAAGUUUGGUCUAAUAAUAUAUGUUAGAACUAAUCUUGCCAUAUAAUAAAAUAUGCAUGCAUGAGAAAGAAUAAGUCAUAGUGAGUUGGAUGAUGAGGGACGUCAUGAAACCUUAGCCAAGAAUAAUAUGAUGUCAUGGAAUAUUUCAUCACUCAGUAGUUAUCCCUAGCUAUAUAUGAUGUGUCUCUACUUGGGUAUGAGUUGUGCAUUAGAUGAGCUAGCUCUGAGUUCCGCUAUUGUCGCAAUGUCGGUAUUGUCUCAGGUGGGUCAUUGCACCAGCCCUAUAGGCUCCAUAUAAGGAGAU
This is a messenger RNA of Hordeum vulgare subsp. vulgare (domesticated barley), 1904 nucleotides long. RefSeq names its product probable methyltransferase TCM_000336. The record is from RefSeq and is a predicted model, not a curated record. Gene Ontology annotation, biological process: methylation. The transcript has 5 exons. The coding region runs from base 325 to 1536 and encodes 403 amino acids. Gene Ontology annotation, molecular function: S-adenosylmethionine-dependent methyltransferase activity. NCBI's taxonomy places the organism in Eukaryota, Viridiplantae, Streptophyta, Magnoliopsida, Poales, Poaceae.